CGUCAAAACAGGAAGCGUCCUUUCACACCGGAAGUGUAUCAGUUCGGGGAAAAAAACUCAUUUAUGAACACGAAAUUCAUAAUAUAGAAACAAAGUUACAGUUUUUCAUAGCAUAACAAAUGUUCCGCUUUAUAAUCCACAUCAAAAAACACACACCAAGCGGAGACAAAAGUUUUCAUCUUGGAAUACUCGCAAAGCAACGAAACUGGCCCGUCCACUUCCUGUCACCAUGCCUGCUCUGCAGGACAGACCGAAGCUGUCCAACGCCAUGGCCAGAGCCCUCCACAAGCACAUUAUGAGAGAAAGAGAUCGCAAAAGACAGGAGGAGGAAGAGGUGGACAAGAUGAUGGAGCAGAAGAUGAAAGAGGAAGAAGAGAGAACAAAUUCCACAAUUAUGUCAUUGUAAUUGGUGUCUGUUUUCUUCCUAAUCUUAGAGGAGGAAGAGGUGGACAAGAUGAUGGAGCAGAAGAUGAAGGAGGAAGAAGAGCGAAAGAGAACAAAAGAGAUAGAGGAGAGGAUGUCACUGGAGGAGACGAAAGAACAGGUGAUGAAGAUGGGGGAGAAGCUGCAGGGACUGCAGGAGGAGAAGCAUCAGCUCUUCCUCCAGCUGAAGAAGGUCCUGCACGAGGAGGAGAAGAGGCGCAGGAAGGAGCAGAGUGAUAUCACAACACUGACGUCAGCCAGCUACCAGUCCAGUCUAACCAUGCACACAGGACAGCAUCUCCUCAACAUCCAAGGCAGUCCAGUCAGUCACAACAGGCCCGGGGCUCUCAUGUCGGAGCGCAGUAAGCAGUUGUUUCCAACACCUGUCAUCCCGAGUGACCGUUUCACUCUCCUCGCCCCACAGGGCCGCCACUACCAGAGCCAGCCUGGAUUCAGUGCGGGCCUGGCAGAGCACGGCCAGUUCGGUGGCAGUCAGUCAGUCCACGAGAGCUACAGCAUGGCCCAGACACAGCACCCCUCCAGCUACGCCCCCAGCCCCUCUGUACCCGUCAGCUUCGCCAAUAGUUCCCAGAUCAGAGGUGCGUCUGCGUUCCAGGCCAUGCAGUACCUUCCUCAACAGCCUGGCUACGCUGUUCACAGUCACUUCACCUCCCAGCAAGGAUUCAUCCCUGUUGCUGGAAUACCCCUUCAGAAGCAGUUGGAACAUGCCAACCAACAGUCUGGCUUCACUGACGGGGGUGCUAUGAGACCCAUGCACCCCCAAUCCCUCCAUGCAUCUGUUGAUGGCCUGCUGCCCACCCCCCCCUUGGCUGUCCAGAUCCCCACUCCAAAGCAGGCACCUUUCCAGAGCUCUCCCCAAACGGCUCCCCGCCAUGCCUUCCUCCCCCAUGCCCAGAGUUCACAGAGGUUCUAUCACCACAGCAAGUAAUCAUGGUUACCUGCCUAAACUAUCUCCCCUGGGAGUUCUUAUCGUUCAGAUUUCAUUGGCUCACUCAAGAUUCGAGAAGACUGGAAUUAUGUCAUAGUAAACUUGGAUUAUGAUGGUUGAUUGUAAAGCCCAAACCCACAGGCUUGACUUUAAUAUUUAUUGUAUAGUUAAUUUUAUUACUGCUGAAUUACUUGAGUUUUAGUGGCCUAAAUGUUCUAGGAAAUUUCUCCUGAAACUGUAUAGUGUUUUACUUUUUGAUUUUGUGUUUGGAUCUAUUACCUCGGAAACUGUCCUCCAAAAAUUUUUAAAAAAAAUCACAAUUUAACAAUUUGUCUUUAAUUUAGUUUGGGAUGGGAGACGUUCUGCACAGUUUGGACUUUGUGAAUACAAUAAAGCAAAAAACAUGCCAUAAC
This is a messenger RNA of Oncorhynchus tshawytscha (Chinook salmon), 1785 nucleotides long. RefSeq names its product G protein pathway suppressor 2. The transcript is spliced from 10 exons. The record is from RefSeq and is a predicted model, not a curated record. Gene Ontology annotation, molecular function: transcription coregulator activity. Bases 455 to 1372 code for a protein of 305 amino acids. Gene Ontology annotation, cellular component: transcription regulator complex. Gene Ontology annotation, biological process: regulation of transcription by RNA polymerase II. Lineage: Eukaryota; Metazoa; Chordata; Actinopteri; Salmoniformes; Salmonidae.